GUUCAAUAAGUUCGUGCUGACAGGCUACCGGCCGGCCAGCAGCGGCUCGGGCUGCCUGCGCAGCCUCUUCUACCUGCACAACGAGCUGGGCAACAUCUACACACACGGGCUGGCCCUGCUGGGUUUCCUGCUAUUGGUGCCGAUGACCUUGCCCUGGGGUCAGCUGGGCAAGGAUGGCUGGCUGGGGGGCACACACUGUGUGGCUUGCCUGGCCCCCCCUGCAGCCUCAGUGCUGUAUCACCUCUUCAUGUGCCACCAAGGGGGCAGCCCUGUGUAUGCCCGGCUCCUCGCUCUGGAUAUGUGUGGAGUCUGCCUCGUCAAUACCCUCGGGGCUCUGCCCAUCAUACACUGUACCCUGGCCUGCAGGCCCUGGCUGCGCCCAGCUGCCUUGGUGGGCUACACUAUGCUGUCGGCCGUAGCUGGCUGGCGCGCCCUCACAGCGCCCUCUACCAGUGCACGGCUCCGAGCUUUUGGUUGGCAAGCUGGGGCCCGCCUACUGGUGUUUGGGGCCCGAGGAGUAGGGCUGGGUUCAGGGGCUCCAAGCUCCCUGCCCUGCUACCUGCGCAUGGAUGCACUGGCACUGCUCGGAGGGCUGGUGAACGUGGCCCGCCUGCCAGAGCGCUGGGGUCCUGGCCGCUUCGACUACUGGGGUAAUUCCCACCAGAUCAUGCACCUGCUCAGCGUGGGCUCCAUCCUCCAGCUGCACUCCGGUGUUGUGCCUGACCUACUCUGGGCCGCUCACCAUCCCUGUUCCCCGGACUGAGCUGCCUUCUGCCUGCCUGUGGCCUCUUGGGGCCAAUAAUGCCACUGUCCCUCCUUCUGCUGGUCUGCAAGGGGCAGGCUCCCUGGAUGCUACCAGUGCACAGGACUUCCAAGCUGAGAUUCCUUAUCUUUUUCCCUGUGGAAAAACCUCUCCUACCCAGGCCUGGAAUUCCAACUUCCCUUCCUGCUUUGACUUCUCUACUAUCAGCUGGAAGGACAUCCCCCACACCUCUUUAUCUCUGUGACUUGUAAGGGUUGGGUAGAGGGACUCUGGAGUCGAAUCUCGCUGACAUUUAGAAUCCUGCCAAUUUAUGCCAUAAUGGCCUCCCUGCCAGUCUAGAGCCAUCACCUUAUCCUGCCCUUCCCAUAAGAGGCCAGCCCCUCUGCCCAUGCUUCAUGUCCUCCAUCUGUCCCCCUUGCAUGCCUCCCUAGCAGCCAGAAGCUCCCCUCUCCUGUCCAAGAGACUGGAGUAAGGGUACGGGGCAGCAGAACCACCCCCGUUUCCCAGAAUCAUGUAGACACCAGCCCUUCUUGAAUCAAGUGGCCAAGAGACAGGAGGGCAGUGGCUGCUUUUCCCACACAACAGGCACAGAUGUACAGUGAGUGACUCCAGACGCAGCCCCGCUGAAGUACCAUGGUUUGAUGAUCCAACCUGUCCACUGGGGACAUGCUCACUCAGGAAAUCUUUGCUCCACACAGUGUGUGGCUCCAGGCCUCUGGCCUGAGGCUGGGAUAACGGGGCUCUGCAGCAGGGCUCAGCCUCAGGGCUGGAUCUUUCCAGAGGCCCAAGACCCUGGGCAACAUUAAUAAAGCGACAGGAAGCAUUGUGUUGCUACUCGA
Messenger RNA from Fukomys damarensis (Damara mole-rat), 1602 nucleotides. It is a transcript of the gene Paqr4, whose product is annotated as progestin and adipoQ receptor family member 4. Bases 143 to 763 code for a protein of 206 amino acids. Lineage: Eukaryota; Metazoa; Chordata; Mammalia; Rodentia; Bathyergidae. The record is from RefSeq and is a predicted model, not a curated record. The transcript is spliced from 3 exons. Gene Ontology annotation, molecular function: signaling receptor activity. Gene Ontology annotation, cellular component: membrane.